Messenger RNA from Seriola aureovittata, 5024 nucleotides. Its product is annotated as solute carrier family 66 member 2. The transcript is spliced from 5 exons. Gene Ontology annotation, cellular component: endosome; trans-Golgi network. Gene Ontology annotation, biological process: retrograde transport, endosome to Golgi; phospholipid translocation. The record is from RefSeq and is a predicted model, not a curated record. The coding region runs from base 1122 to 1937 and encodes 271 amino acids. Lineage: Eukaryota; Metazoa; Chordata; Actinopteri; Carangiformes; Carangidae.
AGGAACAAUACAAAGGGCGCCAACUACAGUAAAACCACAUAGAAGAAGAAGCAGCUUUUUUUAAACAUCUUUAUUGAUAAUAGACAUAUCAUAGAACACAGACAAAAUAAUCACAUAUAAAUAAAGAAGUCAUUAAUACACACAAAACAACAGUAGCCUACACCCAGGGGGAAUGACAAAAAUAAAAUAAUUUUUUUUUGAAUUAAAAAUUGUUUUAAUGUAGUGUUUGGGUUCAUUUUCAAAUACUAUACACAAAGGUAUAAAAUGGAUGAAUUUGGAUAUGGACAAAUUUUGCCAAACUGAUUAUAUAUAAUUAUUUUAAGUUUGUUAUUAUUACUGAAGAUACCCACAGUAGCCUACAUUUUCCCAGUAGAGAGAGUCCGAUAAAAAGUCAAUGGUAGAAGAAGAAGAAUAAGAGGAAGCAAAAGAAUAAUAAGAAGAAGAGGAAGCAGAAGAAGAAGAUCUUUGUUUGAACCAUCCAUGGUUAGAGCGCGUGACGUAUGACGUUUCCGGAAGUGUGGGCUGGCUACACCAUAGGAAGAAAAUCAAACACUGAAUAUGGGCCAGUCAGUGAUGAAACAGUUGUAGUAAAAGGACGCUGCGCUAGUAUAUAGUUUUUGAUUCAAAUUUCCUGUCAGUUUCAAGAGCUUUUAAUACAGUUUCAGGAACCCUGGGAGUUUUUCCUCUGAGUAAACUGCAGCCUGUCAAACAGCGCUAGCUAGCAUCAACAGAAGAAGUGUUGAAUCAGUUUAUCAGCUACAGCCGGAGAGUGAGCGAUGUUGUUGUGUUGCUUGUCGGUACAGUAGCUAACAAAUUCAUGUUGUCAUUGUUAGCUCAGUUGUUUGUAGCGAUUACUGUAACGUUAACCCUCGGCUCAUCGUCUCUGAUGCUCUGCUCUGCUUAUGAUGGCGUGGCAGUAGCCGCUGCUUUGUCUGCAUGAGCCGUGAAAGGAGUAUGCACAGCAAACACGGAUGUUUCUCUCUUCACCCUCUCAAACUCGCUACAAGAAACCAGAGGAGGAUAAACACCGUAUAACAGUCUCCACAGAGUCAGCUACUGCCAGCUGACAUCACUGUGUAACUUCUUUUCCCGGGUGUUGGACUGGUGAGCAGCGACUGAACAUGGAAGAUGAGCUGUUUGACCAAAUUGUGUCCGUGUUUAACCAACUGGUGUCGUGGGUCGCUGCUGGUGCCAUGGUGUUCGGUGGGGUGGUGCCGUACAUCCCCCAGUACAGAGACAUCCGCCGGACCCAGAAUGCAGAGGGGUUCUCUACCUAUGUGUGCCUGGUCCUCCUGGUAGCUAACAUCCUACGAAUACUAUUCAGAUUUGGCCGCUACUUCGAGACGCUGCUGCUGUGGCAGAGCAUCAUCAUGAUCGCCACCAUGCUUAUCAUGCUGAACCUUUGCACCAACGUCCGCAUGGCCACCGAACUCAACACCAAGAGGCGCUCCUUCAUAGCAACAGACAGUAAGGACGAGGAGGUCAGAAUCCCUAAGAGGCUCUUUCUGGACUUUGACUGGAGCUACUUCUGGUCAUGGAGUCACUUCGUGGACUACUUGCAGUGUGUGGUGGCCUUCACGCUGGUGGCGGCCUACAUCACCUACCUCCUCCUGGACUCUGCGCUGUUCGUGGAGACUCUGGGCUUCCUGGCUGUCUUCGCUGAAGCAAUGCUGGGCACACCGCAGCUCUACUGCAAUUAUCAGAACAAAUCCACUGAGGGCAUGAGUAUCAAGAUGGUGCUGAUGUGGACGAGCGGCGACACCUUUAAAACCGGCUACUUCCUGCUCACCCAGGCUCCCGUGCAGUUCUGGACAUGCGGCCUGCUGCAGGUCAUCGUGGAUGUCGCCAUCCUGUUCCAGGUUUACUACUACAGCCGCUACCCGCAGAAACCAGUCUCGCACACCGUCUCCCACACCACCAGUGCCAAAGCCCUCUGAGAUCCCCUGCAAGCUCUAGGGGGGGGGGGGGGCAUGUACAAAGGAGCUGUGGACAUGUACAAACUGACAUGAGUACCAAAGCACCUUGAGAUGACACAGGCUGCUCACUGUCACCUCUAAGUAUACAUAAAGACACAUACACACCCAUAAAUAAGGUAUGAACAUACACAGACACUUGGUGAUGUUGGGGUCUGCAGCAAUACCUGAAGGACACUUGUUACACACAAACUCAACCUUUUUGUUUUAUUUAUUAUCCUACUGACUUCUUCCCAAUGCGACGGUAUGCUCAUGUCUUGGAAUGCAGACUUCACAAAGAAUAUAUCCUUGAAUCAGCCUGUGCAUGUGGAGAAUAUUAUGCACAUACAUGAAUAUACAGAAUAUAUAAACUGCAGAUGUAUGCACUGAAAUCUGUGCUCAAGGAAAACGUGGACCAGCUGUUUUUCGUCCACAUACGUUGAUGAUUGUUGCAUGGACCCUCUGCCUUAAAACACACACAUUCAGACAUGGUUUGCUGCAUUACCAGCAAUAUAAAUGUAUGAGUCAAUCAAAAAAAAUCUUGAUAUACAACAUUACUGAAUGUACAAAAUGGCAUUUGUUAUUUAGUUGUUUUUUUUCCCCAACACAGUGGAGAAAUGCUGGUCAGUCUACCACUUGUUGGACAGAUGGUCACCAUGUGCUGUGACACAGGCUCUAUCCUUGUGGGAUAAAACUGUAAGAAACUAGAGGCAAUCAAAUUUUACCAAAAGAGAAAAUAAUCCCAAAGGUUUGGGGUGCAGUGCAUUGGCAUCUGCAAAACAAUUCGUCAUAAACAUUAGUGGCCUUCAGACUAAUGGACAGAUGAGAACUUUGUAGAAGACAGACGAGCAGGCUUCUGUUUGAAACCUGUGUUGCUGGAAUCAAAGGUGUUGAGUCACAGGAAACAUCAUGUAACAUCAUCAGCAUCAUCAUGGCCGGUGUUUGACCUGCGUGGGUUUUCAAAAAGCAAAUGCCAGCAUUUUUGUAUUGAAGCUGUUGAUGACAUUUUGUAUAUAAUUUUGUUCAUUUUCAUGUCACCAUUUCCAAAAAUCCUCACAGGAAUCAGUUUAGAUCCCAAAUCCCAGUAUUCUUAAGGUGCGUUCAGACUGAACACAAAGUGAACGUUAGACAAGGCACAAUAGCAUACACAGUCAUUGAAGCGUGUUGAGCGCACAUUUACUCUGGGACAAGGACAAGUCAUCGAGAGUUGAAAACGGGUUUAAGCCGUUUAAGCCAAUUUAAGCCAAACCGUGCUUUUGCUCUGGGUUUACGAAUCCACUCCAGAGAUCAGAGUAUGAGCUGUCACACAAAGAAAACAACAGACACACUCCACACAUACACACAAGCUGUGUAGGCUUCUCGCUAGCUACAGCCAAUGUCUGUAAUGUCUGUUUUAUAAUGUCUGCUUGGGCCGAUAUAAACGAAAACAUUCCAGGGGUCAAAUAACCCCAGGUGAAGAUGAGCUUCUCAUUCAGUCUGAACACACCUUGAGAAUGAAAACAGCAUUUAUACCACAGGAAGUGUCACGGAUUUGAUUUUGAUAGGUUAGCACCUCCUUAAAAGAUAACUCUGGUUUAUUACAACUUGGGUCUUCUGCUGCGUUUAUGUAAUGUUGGCAGAAUGGGAAGAACAGAGAAACCGAGGGUUGUCCGUGUAGGGAGUUAGGGAGUUGGCAGCUUUUGUUUCGUUGCAUUCAUUAACAAGUGAAAUCAGAUAAUGACAAACAGUGUGCAGCUGCUGAAUCAACUGUGAGUUGAGUUAAUAUUGGAUUUUAUUUGGAAGUAACUGCCAGCGUUGGCAGUGGGCUUUGUGGCCAGUUUGUCACCACUCUGUCGACACGUCUGUAGUUCCUUUUCGCCAACCGGGAGAUGUCGUAACUGUCCAAAUUUUCCAACUGAACAAUAUGAGGUAGAAGUGGUGUUGUUUUUUUUGUUUUCUUCUAAUUCUGGCCAUUGGAGUUGCCUGUAAAAAGGAUAAUAUAAGACCCAAGUUGUAAUGAAGAAUUAAUGUUCAAGAGACAGAUGCUUCUGAAUAUGGUCACAUCUUCACCACCUUCAUGUUGCCAACAGGAAACACUGACUGGCCAGUUUAUUAUUCAUAUUGCAAAUCCAAUAACAUCCUCCUGAUAUCCGUGCUCAUGACUCCACUUCACUGGGCACCGCUUUGGGCAGGUUGUACUCAUCACCAUUUUGUCAUAAGAAAGAAGCUGCAGCCACAUAUCUCAGCCACAGUGAAAACUUUCUUUCUUAUUGAUGUUGCUUUGUAAUGUUUCUCUGGGGAGAGAAGAAAUGCCAAACCAGGAGGUGUAUGACUGUCAGCCCUUCAGUGAACUGUGUACCAGAGCAGACCUGAUUCUGUCCUCCUCCUUUAAGCCUCAAGAAACUUCCCUCUUGUUCCACCGGGACAUGGCAGAAGUUUUCUAUGAAUAUUUCUUCCUCUUCUCUUAAAUAUUAAAAAGACCCAGUGGAUGACUCCUUGGUAUCUUAUCUUGGUGGAGGUGUACUUUUUGUGUUUAUACCUAUUUAGCCACCCUAUUUAUUUUGUUAUUUUUUUUUAUAGUCUUCAAUUGUCAGUGUAAAGUACAGUAUGCCUGUUCUUUAUUCAGACUGCUGUGAGGUUGACUGUUUUGUAUGGAUAAUGUGAGAUACCUGAUACAUGUUCUUGUUGUGCUCAACAGGAUCAAAAUGACCUCAGAGUUCCACUUUUUUCACUGUUUCAUUACAUUUCCUUUCUUUUCUUUUCUUUUCUUUUUACCUUGUUUUAUAUGGUUUGGUUUAAUUAUUUCAUCAUGUGAAGGUAUUUUCCCGUAGAAACUGCCAGGUUUUGCAUUGCCCUGUCUGUGAAACCCACACCUAGUUUGUUAAUGUACCAAAAAUACCAUUACAAGGAUGUUUUUUAUGCUAUUUUUACUAUAUGUGUUUGUUUAUGUUUCUUUUUUCUAUUAAAAUGCCAGCAGCUCAGCUCAGCAAGUAACGACAUCUAUCAACACUUGAGGCUGUUUAUACACAAAGUAUUGUCGAGAAUCUUGGCAUUGUCACCCAAUAAAGAGGACGGGGAGAGACCGAUGCAUCA